AUGGUACUAUCCGACCACAACAGCCGCUCCUCUCCUACUCCUAGGUUCUGCAAUUCCUUUGCUAACCGUAUCUUUUCAGAUGUAGCAGGGGAUAUAACUAUCAUCAUUGAUGGCGUUUCUUUUCUACUGCACAAGUUUCCUUUAGUUUCACAGAGUGGAAAAAUAAGGAAAAUGGUGGCAGAAGCCAAGGAUCCGAAUCUUUCAAAGUUGGAGCUCAUCAACUUUCCUGGUGGACAUGAGGCAUUCGAACUUGCUGCAAAGUUCUGUUACGGUAUGAAUUUUGAAAUCAUGGCUGAAAACGUAGCCCAUCUCCAUUGUGCUGCAAAGUACCUGGAAAUGACAGAAGAUUAUCGAGAAGAAAAUCUUAUUACACGUACAGAAGCGUAUCUAAAUGAGGUGGUGACUCAGAGUCUUGAGAAAUCGGUGCAAGUUCUAUGUUCGUGUGAGACAAUACUUCCUCUUGCAGACCACGUGGGGAUCAUAGACAAAUGUGUUGAUGCUAUCGCCAAGAAUGUAUGUAAGGAGCAGUUGGUGGCAGGUUUAUCACGCUUAGAAUGCGACAGUGGGCCCAUAGAUGCAAAGAGUAGGUGCCUAGAGUGGUGGAUUGAAGAUCUCUCUGUUCUAACAAUUGAUCUUUAUCAGAGGAUUAUUUCAGUGAUGGUAAGUAAAGGUAUUCGACAAGAUAGCGUAAUUGCAUCUAUAAUGCAUUAUGCCCAAACAUCUCUAAAGGGUAUUGGAAAAUCUCAAAUCUGGAAUCCAGCAAGAACUACUCCUGUUACAGUGGAAACCGGCCAAAGGGUAAUUGUGGAAACGCUUGUAAAUUUACUGCCAAACGAGAAGAGUUCAUUAAUCCCAAUUGUUUUCCUUUUUGGCAUGCUGAGAAUGGCAAUCAUGGUGGAUUCGAGUCUUGCUUGUAGGCUUGCUCUCGAAAGAAGGAUUGCUGGUAGAUUAGAAAUGGUUUUGCUCGAUGAUCUGCUCAUACCAUCUGUUCAGACAGGUGAUUCUUUGUUUGACGUUGACACCAUCCAUAGAAUCUUGGUGCAUUUCCUGCAAAUAAUUGAGCAGGCAGACGAUGAAGAUUGUGGGUAUGAAUCAGAUGGCGGCAUUGGUUCUCCUAGCCACGGUUCGUUGCUGAAAGUUGGACGGCUUAUUGAUGCAUAUCUAGCCGAAAUUGCUCCUGAUCCUUACUUGAGUUUUCAAAAGUUUAUUGGUAUGAUCGAAGUACUGCCUGAUUAUGCUCGUGUUAUUGAUGAUGGACUUUACAGAGCUGUCGAUAUCUAUCUGAAGGCCCAUCCGAUUCUGACCGAACACGAGCGUAAAAAGAUAUGCAAGUUUAUAGACUGUGAAAAGCUUUCCCAAGAAGCCUGUAACCAUGCCGCACAGAACGAUCGUCUUCCAGCCCACAUGGGUGUUCGGGUGCUUUACUUUGAACAACUCCGUUUGAAGAGUGCCAUCACCGGAACUUCCGCUCUUUCCGGCUACAUGUCGCAAAAGAUGGGCAGCAGCGGUGCACCGAGUGCAGCCAUGUCUCCACGUGACACGUAUGCGGCUCUACGACGAGAGAACCGUGACCUGAAAUUAGAGAUCUCGAGAAUGCGAGUAAGGCUUAGUGAUCUGGAGAAGGAACAAGUUUGCAUGAAGCAAGGGAUGAUGGAUAAGUUGGGGAAUGGGAAGACGUUUUUGACGUCGAUAUCGAGAGGGAUCGGGAAAUUCGGAAUAUUUGGGGGUCCAACGAAUGGGAAACAACAAAAGAACGGGACUGGGAGGAAGUCAAGGUCCUCCACCCGGAGGAGGGGAUACUCUCUUUCUUAAGUUUCAUGUUUUUACUCUCAUUUUAUGUAAUACAAUAACAAUAUAU
This is a messenger RNA of Cynara cardunculus var. scolymus (artichoke), 1858 nucleotides long. RefSeq names its product BTB/POZ domain-containing protein At3g08570-like. The record is from RefSeq and is a predicted model, not a curated record. Bases 1 to 1812 code for a protein of 603 amino acids. The transcript has 3 exons. Gene Ontology annotation, molecular function: protein binding. Lineage: Eukaryota; Viridiplantae; Streptophyta; Magnoliopsida; Asterales; Asteraceae.